Euleptes europaea (tarantolino) is the source of this 2694-nucleotide messenger RNA. Its product is annotated as vomeronasal type-2 receptor 26-like. Gene Ontology annotation, cellular component: membrane. Lineage: Eukaryota; Metazoa; Chordata; Lepidosauria; Squamata; Sphaerodactylidae. The coding region runs from base 1 to 2694 and encodes 897 amino acids. Gene Ontology annotation, biological process: G protein-coupled receptor signaling pathway. The record is from RefSeq and is a predicted model, not a curated record. Gene Ontology annotation, molecular function: G protein-coupled receptor activity. The transcript is spliced from 7 exons.
AUGUUUCUAUAUGUUAUAGCGUUCCUGAGAGUUUCCUUGUACAUAGCUCUCCAGUAUAAAGCUGUCAGUGAAGCAGUGGCUUUCAUGGCUACCAAAUCAGGAACCUGCAUGAGGAAGCGAGCUUCUAUGUUCAGAGUGAAUGUUGUUUCAGACCAGAAUAUUGUAAAUCCUGAAAACUGUCAUGAUAGUACUGUAGGUAGUAAAAUCAGGGUCCGUGUUCAGAAAGAAGAUGGUGGUAUUAGUGUUGUUGCAGCUGAUUCUGCUUUCUCACACACCAUCCCAAAGAAUUACCAGCACGUACUGGCCUUGGCAUUUGCUGUAAAGGAAAUCAAUGAAAACCCAGAGAUCUUACCCAACAUCACCUUGGGCUUCCACAUCUAUGACAGCUAUUUCAGUGCUAAGUGGACUUAUCUUGCCACGAUGCAACUAAUGUCCACACCAAGGACAUUUGUCCCGAACUUCAAAUGUGACAUCCAGAAUGAUCUGCUUGCCAUCAUUGGUGGAUUGGACUCCCACACCUCUUUUGACAUUGCAACAAUAUCCAGCAUCUAUAAGAUUCCUCAGCUCAUAUAUGGCUUUGCUACAUCCAGAAUGGAUACAGAUGCAGUCCUUACCUUCUACCAGAUGUAUCCUAAUGAAGCCCUUCAGCAUGCAGGGCUUGUCUCUUUACUGCUGCAUUUCAAGUGGACAUGGGUUGGGGUUCUAGUGAUGGAUGAUGACAAUGGAGAAAGCAUUGUGCAAACAUUACUUCCACUGUUUUCCAAGUAUGGUAUCUGCUUUGCCUUAGUGGGAAGAUUUCCAAGACCAAAAUAUGUCACUGAGUUUCAAGCCAUCAUGGAACCAGGGAUGGAAUUACUUGUUAAACUCCUGACCAGCAAGGCCAAUUCAUUUGUAGUUUUUGGACUCUCUUAUUCUGUCAGUGAUUUGCUAUGGUUGGUGAGACUAUCAGAAGACUUCAGUAUUCCAUGGAAAGCAAAAGGUAAAAUGUGGAUACUGACAGCCCCAAUUGAGUUCAGUUUAUAUGUCUAUCAAAGAGUUUUUGAUACAGAUGAAAUCCAUGGUUCUCUGGCCUUUACAGUUCACUCAAGUGAUAUUCCAGGAUUUCAGAAAUUUGUUGAGAGAAGAAACCCAUAUGAUAGAAAUGGAGAUGGCUUCAUACAGAACUUCUGGUGCCAUGCCUUUGACUGUGAAUUCCCAAAUCAGGAGCAAGAAGAGAGAGAUCUGGGAGAAAUUUGCACGGGGCAAGAGAAGCUGGAGAGAAUUCCUGGGUCUUUUUUUGAAAUGGGCAUGACUGGCCACAGCUACAGCAUUUACAAUUCUGUAUAUGCUCUGGCCCAUGCUGUACAUGCUAUGCUGUCAUUCCAAACCAAGCACAGAAGAAAGGUAAAUGCAAGGAGCCUGAAUCUUCCAAGUCGAGACCAAUGGCAGCUCCAUCACUUCCUUAGAGGUGUUGCAUUUAACAACAGCGCUGGGGACACAAUUUCAUUCGAUGAGAAUGGGGUGUCAGUCACUGGAUUUGAUGUGAUGAACUGGGUCUUUUCCCCAAACAAAACCUUCCAUAGAGUGAAAUUUGGGACAAUGGAUCAUCAGGUUCCCCAAGCUCCUCUAGAUGAAACAUUCAAGAUUAAUAAUGAACAAAUGCAUUGGCCCAGAUUCUUUAACCAGACACAACCUAUUUCUGAAUGCAGUAAGAGUUGCCAUCCUGGUUAUAGCAAGCAAGUGAAGGAGAGAGAGCCAUUUUGCUGCUAUGAUUGCAUCCAAUGUCCAGAAGGAAAGAUUUCAGACCAGAAGGAUAUGAGUGACUGCUAUAUAUGCACAGAAGAAAAAUUUCCAAACAAAAACCAUGAUUUAUGCAUUCCCAAGUAUAUCAGCUUCUUAUCUUAUGGAGAACCUUUGGGCCUUAGCUUAGCCCUUUGUGCUCUUUUACUGUCUUCUAUCACAGCUUUGGUAUUAGGAACAUUUAUGAAGCAUCACAACACUCCCAUUGUCAAGGCCAACAACCGGGGCCUCACCUACACGCUUCUCAUCUCUCUCCUGCUCUGCUUCCUCUGUGCUUUGCUAUUCAUUGGCCAACCAGAGAAAAUUACAUGUCUGCUCCGACAACCUGCUUUUAGCAUCAUCUUUUCAGUGGCUAUUUCCUGCAUCCUGGCCAAAACCAUCACUGUGGUUCUGGCUUUCAUGGCUACCAAACCAGGAAGCAGGAUAAGGAAAUGGGUGGGGAAAAGACUGGCCAACUCCAUUGUUCUUUUCUGCUCUCCUCUUCAGGCAGGGAUUUGUAUUGUCUGGCUUGCUAUGUUUCCCCCAUUCCCAGAUGUUGACAUGCAUUCCGUUGUUGAACAAAUUGUACUGGAAUGUAAUGAAGGAUCUGUUAUUAUGUUUUACUGGGUCUUGGGUUAUAUGGGUCUCUUGACAAUGGUCAGUUUCACUGUAGCUUUCCUUGCUCGCAAAUUGCCUGACAGUUUCAACGAAGCCAAAUUUAUCACUUUCAGCAUGUUGGUGUUUUGCAGCGUUUGGAUUUCCUUUGUUCCAACUUACCUGAGCACCAAGGGAAAGUACGUGGUAGCUGUGGAGAUCUUCUCUAUCUUAGCCUCCAGUGCUGGGUUGCUGGGUUGUAUUUUUACCCCCAAACUUUAUAUUAUUGUGUUUAGGCCUGAACUGAACAACAGGGAACAGCUAAUGAAAAGAAAGAGUUGA